This is a messenger RNA of Rhagoletis zephyria (snowberry fruit fly), 1475 nucleotides long. The record is from RefSeq and is a predicted model, not a curated record. Lineage: Eukaryota; Metazoa; Arthropoda; Insecta; Diptera; Tephritidae.
CGCGAACUUGCCAAUCACCUGGAACAUGGCGACAUCCCCAACUCGGUGCUGCAGAAGACCCUACAGUACGCUGCCUACGUGCUGGACACCGUCAGCAUGGAUGAGACCAGGCGACUACUGGACGAGGAGGAUGAACUUGCCGAGGUGCAGCCUGAUGCAGUGCCCAAUGAGGUUCGCCAGUGGCUCGCGUCGACGUUCACGCGGAGUCAGGUAGCGACCAAGCCGCGCUCGGAUGACAAGCCCAAGUUCCGCUCGGUGGCCAAUGCCAUCAGAGCAGGCAUCAUGGUGGACAGAAUCUAUAGGCGACUUUUCAACGUCACUGCAAUUGGCAUUCCACCGGAAGUAUCCACUUUUCUGAAAGCUGCCGAUGAGUGGUCGUUUGACGUCUUUGCGCUGAACGUCCUCUCUCCCAACAAGGUGCUGCGAAACCUAAGUGCCGAACUCUUGAACCGCUACGGACUGGUGCACAAGUUCAAGAUUCCCAGCAGCCAGUUGGACGGCUUUCUCUCUGCAAUAGAACAGGGGUACAUGAAGUACGGCAACCCGUACCACAAUAACUUGCACGCCGCCGACGUCACACAAACCGUCCACUACAUGCUCUGGGUCACAGGGCUGGCGCAAUGGCUCACGGACUUGGAGGUGUUUGCGACACUGAUAGCCGCUAUAAUUCACGAUUAUCAGCACACGGGCACAACGAACAACUUUCACAUCAACUCCAAUUCUGACAUUACGCUACUCUACAAUGACCGCUCGGUGCUGGAGAACUUUCACAUCUCUGAGGCCUUCAAGGUGAUGCGCAAGGAUGAGGCAAACAUCAUUCAAAAUCUCAGUCGAGAGGAGUACCGCGAGUUUCGAACUCUUAUAAUUGAGAUGGUCAUUGCCACUGACAUGUCGACGCACUUUCAACAAGUGAAGACGCUGAAGACGCUACUGUCGCACACAGAAUUUUCUGUGGAUAAGCAGAAGGGCCUGUCCUACAUACUGCACAGUGCGGACAUUUCGCAUCCAAGCAAAAUGUUUCCGCUGCACCAGCGAUGGACCUUGCUGCUGAUGGAGGAGUUUUUCCGUCAGGGCGACAUGGAGCAAGAGCUGGGGCUCGCCUACUCACCCCUCUGCGAUCGUAACUCCACGCUGAUACCUCAGUCGCAGAUUGGUUUCAUCGACUUUAUCGUGGCGCCGACAAUGGAGCUGUGCGGCGACCUCAUUGAGCGCGUGCACGAGCACAUCAACGUCAGUUUCAUCGACUUUAUCGUGGCGCCGACAAUGGAGCUGUGCGGCGACCUCAUUGAGCGCGUGCACGAGCACAUCAACGUCAGUGCGGCUGCGGCGGCCAGCGAGGCGGCUGCCGACGACCAGGUAGCAGAGCUGGCUGCGGAGACAAAGUCGCAGGCUCGCUCACAGUCAUCCGCCGAUUCGACGGCCACCGCUAAGGCCAACGGCUCCUCGGGGCCACCGAGCUCCUCAAACACGUCCCG